Messenger RNA from Boleophthalmus pectinirostris (great blue-spotted mudskipper), 2801 nucleotides. RefSeq names its product asteroid homolog 1b (gene aste1b). Bases 334 to 2463 code for a protein of 709 amino acids. The record is from RefSeq and is a predicted model, not a curated record. The transcript has 6 exons. Lineage: Eukaryota; Metazoa; Chordata; Actinopteri; Gobiiformes; Gobiidae.
UUCUGUUAACCACAAGGAAGUAAAGAAGGAAAACGCAACUUAAGUGAAAAGUAACCGUUUCAGUUUAGAUUUUAGAUGUUCUUUUUUCAGUGAUUAUAAUUUUCUUUUAUAUUUUGGGAUGUAAAUGCCGUUUUAACUUAAUUGUCGUGUCUGAGCCAUAGACUGUAUAAAAAAUACAUCGUAUCAUGUAUACGGUCUGUGGUCUGAGCAAAGGAGCUUGGUUUAAGGUCUAACCAUAAACCGAGCAUUUUUUUUAGUAAGACAAUAAGAUAAUAACUGUAUUGAAAAUCAAAUCCUGCAAAAGGUUUAUGUCUUUCAAGGCCUUGCGUUACAAUGGGAGUCCAGGGCCUGACCACUUUUGUUGAAGGGAACAGGCACUUCCUACAAGAUGUGAAGUUCAGGGACAGAAGACUGUUGAUAGAUGGGUGUAGCUUGUUUUUCUAUCUUUACUUUAACCACGGUUUGGAUCAGCAGCAUGGAGGGGACUAUGAUGCUUUUUCCUGCCUACUCACACAAUUCCUUUCUGCUUUGGCAGCAUGUAAUAUACACCCAUUUGUUGUUCUAGAUGGAGGGAUGGACCCUAGUGACAAGAAGUUAAACACUCUGUGCCAACGUCUGGAGUCCAAGAUAAAGAUGGCAGACAGUAUCUCUCGAAGUCGCCAUGGCUCUGUCCUACCACUCCUCACCAGCGAAGUUUUCAUUCAAGUGCUUAUUCAAAGUGGAGUUCCCCUGGUUCAGUGCCCAUCUGAGGCUGAUAGGGAGAUUGCAUGUUUGGCUCGGCAGUGGAACUGCCCUAUUCUCAGCAGGGAUAGUGACUUUUAUAUAUUUGACCUCCCAGGUGGUUACAUUCCACUGAAUUACUUUCAAUGGACCAAUCUCAGUGGAAAAACAAAUCAACGCUACAUUUCAGCUCGACUGUACACCACGAGUGCCUUGUGCCGCUGGUUUGGGGGCCUGAACAAGGAUCUGCUUCCGCUGGGUGCAGUCCUUGCUGGUAAUGAUUAUGGUACUCCAAAAGAAGUUAAACUCCUGUCUUUAGUAGAUGCAAUUAGUGCUACAAGAGGUAAUAAGGGAGGAAAAGGUAGGGCUCCAGUAUCCCGCAUUGAAGGGCUGCUGGCCUGGCUUUCUUCCUUCUCUGGCCCAGCCGAGGCACUAGCAGAAAUUGGUCAGCUUGUUGAAGAGGAUGCCAAAUCUAGAGCUCAGGGUAGAGACAAAAAGGGAGUUGUGAGCUCAAAAUUACAGGCAUGUAUGCAAGAAUAUAACAUCACCUGUCACAGUUCUUUAGCUCCCUGGUUUUCAGAAAGAAAGGAAGUGCCUGGAGGCUGGACAAGUCUUGGACUACCAGCGUGCCUUGCUAAAACUGCAGCACAGGGACUAUUGGCUGCUUCUGCUGUAGAUGCUUUGGUGAUGCAGAGGGUCCUGCUCAUGCCUCAAGUGGAAAAUUCCAAACUGGCCAGCAGCCACUGUAGUGCUAUAUCUAUUCGCCAGUCUAUGUAUGGGAUUUUAUUAAACAGAUUUCAAACAAGGUUGACACAAGGAAAGAAUGGUAAUCAAGGGGGAAAGGGUCAGAGUGCAGGUAGAGGCCUUGUGGACAGCCAUGUGAGUCUGGACCAAACGUAUCCUCUGCGGCAAAAAGCAGCUGAUGUUCAGGUUCAGGGGCCAGCAGUUUUUGUGGAGGAAUAUGACCGCAAGGACCUGAAUUUGAAUAAAAAAAUGGUGGAGGCACAUCAGCUCAAAAUGCCCUUCUCGCUUGAUGCCAUUGGCCAGGCUUCACCCGCAGAUCGACUUACUGUUCUUUUGGAGGUCCUAGGAGUGACUCAGUCAGCUCUAAGUCCAUUUCCCCCACACCUGAGGCUGGCUAUAGCAGUAACAAUUUUUUGGCAGCGAGAAGCCAAACCAACACCCACACAGCCUCAACUCCAGGCUCUGCUAAUGGGGUUUGUGUAUGGAGAGCUGAAUCUGCAUGCUGGUUCCCAACAAAAUUGGACUCAUGAGCGUGGUUUGAGUGUGGCAAUGGUUCAGAAGCGCUUAAGACCAGGGGAGAGAAGAGGCUUAGACCUAGGAGAUGCUCACACUUACAGUCAAUGGCAAGCCUGCCUUUGGGCUGCUCUGUGUCUCAAUCAAGUACUCCUGCAUCCAAUGCCUGAACCAUUCUUAUCAUGGUUGUUCAGCGGUACUUUAGUACAUGGUCUUGCUAAAUAUUUAAAAGGUGGCCAGACUCCUGAAUCUUUGUUGCUUAAAUCCACCUUAUCUGAGCAACUUUACUCAUCUCUGCUGGACACUGUGAACAAGAGCACCCUAAAAAGUCACCCAGCUUCUUCAGCAUCAGGAGGAAGGAAAAGAAGUGGCCGUGGAAGGAAAAGAGGCAGUGCGCGUAGAGGAGGUGGACGAGGGAACAGAGCUACUGAAGAGAUAAACAACCGUUUUGCUCUGCUUAUGAGUGAAGAGGAGGAUGACAUGUAAAGUAUAGAAUUGUAACAGGCCUGUUUAUUGCACUCAGAAAAAGACCAAAGAUGUUAUUUUUGUACACAGUAUACUCUAGGAGUUUACAACCAGAAUCAUUGCACUAAAUUCCAUGCCUGGUGCUGUAUCUGCUUUUAAAGGAUGUAAUACCAAUACAUGCAUGUUGAUAAUAUUUUAUGAAUUUUUUAUUCUGUUAAAAUACUAACAUUUAAUUGUAAUUAUUUUUAGCAGUCAAUCAUUAUGCCACAUAUUCAGAGCUGUAAUUAUUAAAUUGAAUAGUAAAAUAAAUACAUCAAAACACUUAACUUACAUCCCAAUAAAAAAUAUAGAAACUUAAA